This is a messenger RNA of Letharia columbiana, 1164 nucleotides long. RefSeq lists its product as uncharacterized. Gene Ontology annotation, molecular function: protein binding. Bases 1 to 1164 code for a protein of 387 amino acids. The transcript has a single exon. The record is from RefSeq and is a predicted model, not a curated record. Lineage: Eukaryota; Fungi; Ascomycota; Lecanoromycetes; Lecanorales; Parmeliaceae.
AUGUUUCCAAGCGUGAAGCGAGCUUCGUUAAGCCAGGCUCUUGAAAAUGCCAUUGAUCGAGACGAUGCAUCAGCUGUCCGGGACCUCUGCGCUGAGAUGUCAGUGUAUCCGACUAAUGAGACUGGGUUCCUCUUCAGAGCGGUCAAGCAGAAAAGCUUUGGUGCGGCCUUGGUAUUGUUGGAGCUUUUGGGAUCGGACCAAAUUCACCAUAAGGCGAAAAAUGAGCGGACAGUACUGCACGAGGCAGUGGAGACCACCCAUGUGGACUUACUAAAGAAGAUUCUCAGCACAGAUGUCGACGUCGACGCAGAGGAUUCUCGGGGGCGAACUCCGCUCCUGAUAGCCCUAGAACAUGGAAAUUUUGACGCUGUGAGAUUACUAUGGAGCCCUUCUGAUAAGAAGUGGACCGGUCAUUGGGAGGAGGCGGCAUGGAGGAAGGGAUUCGUAGAGGCCUCUUCUGGUGGGCACGACGAUAUCGUGCAAGGGAUAUUGAGCACCACCAGCACCCUUGUGGGGCACUUGGCAAGCAGGCCCCCCAACCUCUCGGCGACGAUCUCUCGAGCGUUGAGCAGAGCUGCUUCAAACAAUCAUGAAACAACUGUCAAGACAAUCCUGCACAUGGGACGCGCGAUGGAUCUCGAAAAGAAUUACUCAAAACGCCUCAAGGAAGCAUCACGCAAUGGUAUGGAGGGGAUCAAGCAGCUUGAACAACCAGAGGUGAAUGGGAAAGGGAAGACCAAGGGGAAUGCCCUUGCAGAUGCUGCUCGAAGGAAUGACAGUGCAACGGUAUUGCGACUUCUAGAAAAAGGUGCGGACAUAAAUUACGGCUCCGGAAUAGCAUACAAUGCUUUAGGCGCUGCUGCUAGAUAUGGAGAACUGUCAAUGAUACACCUCUUACUGGAUAAUGGUGCCGAUGUCAAUGCUCCAGGUGGUUAUUACGGCAAUGCACUGCAGAUAGCAUCAUCAGCAGGUCAUGAUCAAGUUGUGCAAGUAUUACUAGACAGAGGGGCUGAUAUCAAGUUUGAUGGUAAAAAUAACAACGCGUUAGGCAUAGCGUCAUCAAAAGGUUAUGAUCAAGUGGUACAGAUACUGCUAGAUAAGGGUGCGGAUGUCAACGCUCAAGGUGGCAUCCCUGGCAAGGCGCUGCAGAUAGCAUCAUCAUAA